This is a messenger RNA of Coregonus sp. 'balchen', 5229 nucleotides long. Lineage: Eukaryota; Metazoa; Chordata; Actinopteri; Salmoniformes; Salmonidae. The record is from the annotation of a GenBank genome assembly.
AAGGAAUGGCUGUGUCUGAACUGCCAGACCCAGAGGGCUCUGUCUGGACAACUUGGAGACAUGGGAAAGAUGGCCCAGCCUCAACCCACCAAGACCCAGGCCCAGCCCACACCACUCCCUGCAGUCGCAACCACCAAGACAGAGCCCCAGCCACCAGCAGCAGCAAGAACCAAGGCCCAGCCUUUCCCUAAAACACAGCCCCCAUCCCAGACUGUGCCUCUCACCUCAGUGCCCACUCUACCUACACCAACACCUGCCCUUGCACAUAAGGAGCUGGAACCAAAGGUGAAAGUACCCAAGGCUGAAGCUCCCGUAACGGUCGCCAAGGCUGAGGCUCCUGAGACGGAAGUCCCUAAGGUGGAGAUCGCCAAGACAGAGGCACCAAAAAUGGAGCCUUCUGUGGCAGAGGGUCCUAAGGCUGUGCUGCCUAAACAUGUACCACCUAAAUAUGAACCACCCAAAACUGAGGCUCCAGCAGUAGCUGCUCCUGUUGCCUCUGUCCUAGUGACUGAGACCAUGACUGCUCCUGCUCCUCGAUCCACCACAGUGGCUACGGCCGUUGCUGUCACUCCAGCCACUGUGGAGGAGAAACCAGAGGCUGAGGCUCAACCAGCAGAGCUACCUAAACCAGCAGAGGAGAUGGUUGAGAAGCCACAGAAACAACAGGAACCACUGCCUGUUGCAGAGGCCGAGAGGGUAACUCCACAACUAGUCCAAACUGAUACUAUCAAGGAAGUGGCCACUCCAUUGGUUGACAAGAUGGAUGAUGUCCUUCCUGAACCUCAGCAGAUACUCACUGAGAAGAAGACUGUGAAGGCAAGUUUUUGUUUAACAGAUGAAUCAAUGUAUUGUUGUUAUCAUAUUCCCUAUUCAAGAUUGUGAUCCCAUACAAAUAUAGAUCGCUGCCAUAGUUGUUAACUGUUCACACAAAUAUAAUUAGCUCCAUAAACAAAAUUGACAACAAAGCUUUCAGACCCCUUCCCUUUUUCAACAUUUUCUUAUGUUACAGCCUUAUUCUAAAAUUGAUUAAAUUAAAUGUUUUCCUCAUCAAUCUACACACAAUACCACAUAGUGACAAAGCGAAAACAGGUUUUUAGAAUUUUUUGCAAAUGUAUUAAAAAUAAGAAACUGAAAUACCUUAUUGACAUAAGUAUUCAGUCCCUUUGCUAUGAGACUUGAAAUUGAGCUCAGGUGCAUCCUGUUUCCAUUGAUCAACUUGAUUGGAGUCCACCUGUGGUAAAUUCAAAUGAUUGGACAUGAAAGGCUCACACCUGUCCCACAGUUGACAGUGCAUGUCAGAGCAAAAACCAAGCCAUGCGGUCGAAGGAAUUGUCCGUAGAGCUCUGAGACAGGAUUGUGUCGAGGCACAAAUCUUGAAGGUUUGAAGGUCCCCUAGAACACAGUGGCCUCCAUCAUUCUUAAAUAGAAGAAGUUUGGAACCACCAAGGCUCUUCCUACAGUUGGCCGCCUGGCCAAACUGAGCAAUACGGGAGGUGACCAAGAACCCGAUGGUCACUCUGUCAGAGCUCAAGAGUUCCUCUGUGGAGAUGGGAGAACCUUCCAGAAGGACAACCACCUCUGCAGCGCCACCAAUCUGACCUCAGUAAAAGGUACAUGACAGCCCGCUUACAGUUUGCCAAAAGGCACCUAAAGGACUCUCAGACCAUGAGAAACAAGAUUCUCUGGUCUGAUGAAACCAAGAUUGAACUCUUUGGCCUGAAUGCCAAACGUCACGUCUGGAGGAAACCUGGCACCAUCCAUACAGUGAAGCAUGGCUUGUGGCAGCAUCAUGCUGUAGGGAUAUUUUUCAGCGGCAGGGACAGGGAGACUAGUCAGGCUUGAUGGAAAGAUGAAUGGAGCAAAGUACAGAGAGAUCCUUGAUUUAAAAAAAUAUGCUCCAGAGCGCUCAGGACCUCAGACUGGGGUGAAGGUUCACCUUCUAACAGGACAACGACGUAAGCACACAGCCAAGACAACGCAGGAGUGGCUUUGGGACAAGUCUAUGCAUGACCUUGAGUGGCCCAGCCAGAGCCCGGUCUUGAACCUGAUCGAACAUCUCUGGAGAGGCCUGAAAAUAGCUGUGCAGCGACGCUCCCCAUCCAACGUGAGAGCAUGAGUGGAUCUGCAGAGAAGAAUGGGAGAAACUCACCAAAUACAGGUGUGCCAAGCUUUUAGCGCCAUACCCAAGAAGACGUGAGGCUGUAAUCGCUGCCAACGGUGCUUCAAUAAAGUACUGAGUAAAGGGUCUGAAUACUUAUGUUUAAAAAAAAAAAUGUUGUUUGUUUUGCAAAAAUGUCUAAAAACCUUUUUUUUUGUUGUCAUUAUGGGGUAUUGUGUGUAGAUUGAUGUAAAAAAAAACUAACAAUUUAAUCAAUUUUAGAAUAAGGCUGUAACGUAAGAAAAUGUGGAAAAAGUCAAGGGGUCUGAAUACUUUCCCGAAGGCACUGUAUGUUUUGAUUUAUCUAUAGGACAAGCACAUUUUCAUCUGAUGCUUUUUUUAUUUUCAGAAGAAGGAGAAGGAGCCGACUGCAGCCUCCCUCCUAACAGACCAGGUAGUAGUUGAGGUACCAUCCAGCCCAGCCAGUCCAUUUGAGUCUGACAUCAAGCCUGAGGACAAUAGUGACAAGUCCCAGGAUGGACCAUACAUACUUCCCAUCUCACAGGGCUCCUACACCUCUGAGGGCGAGCUGAAGGAGGUGCAGAUAGUCAGAGAUGUCCCUAUGAUGGACACAAUCCCUGACACAGCCAUCCCUGCCAAGGAGGAGGUGAAUGGGGCAAAGAGGCGUCUGAGUUAUGUUCCGAUGGAGGAGAGCAGCGGGAGCGAACCCUCUCCCUCGCCCAAGCUCCAGAGACGGAAGUUAAGUGCGAUAGCGGUCAGCACGGCAGCCUCGUCCAGCAGCGAGGACUACAAAGAUGAAAGCCCUGCAGACAGCCCUCCAGACAGCCCAGACUCAUUUGUGAACGAGGAGGAGUUAAUCCGCAGGCAGAUCAUGGGAAUGAUGGGAGAGGAGGAGAUGUCUCUCUCAGAGGAGGAGGAAAAAGAGGAGAAAGGGAGCAGAGAGGAGGAGACCAAUGAUGUUGUGGUGGAUAACGCAUCAUGUAAAGCCAAGCCUCUGUUAAAAAAAGGCAGUAUGGAUGAUGAAGACAGCCCAGCCAGGAGACAAUCUCUCCCAGGGUCUGAGCCAAAAUCCAUUGUAGAGAGUGCUGAACUCACUGAGCAAACCACUGUGUAUAAGAAAGCCAUGACACCGCAGAGAACAAAGAGCAUGGACGAUGGGGAUUCAGAGGUGGAGAGCAUCACAUAUUCUCUGGAGGACAGGUCCAAAGGUGAGGGGUCAUCCAGCGUCCAGGUGUCCAGCUUCACCCCUGGAACCUCCCCCACCUCAGCCUCUUCUCUGGAGGAGGACAGCGACAGCAGCCCCAGCCACAAGAGGAGCGGGGAGGGGAAACAGCCCCGCAAGGCCAAGCACAGGCAUGCCGGCCAGCCAUUCCCCACCAUCGAGGACUCGUCAGAGGAGGAGGAGCUCAGGGAGGAGGAGGAUCACCUCAGGGAGCAGGACAAACCGAAGGAAUCGGACCAGCAGCAGGGGAAGAGGAGCUCCAAGAAGUCCAAGAGGGAAAAAGAUGAUCUCCGGGCUCAGAGGAGAAGGGAUCUGCCUCUAACCUCACCCAGUAACCUGUCUCCCAUUGAGGAUGCCUCGCCCACUGAGGAGGCAAGGCAUACUAGAGAGAUGGAAGCGCUUCACAGGACCUCAGUUUCUGACUAUUUUCCUAGCAUGGAGUCUGAUUCAGACGCCUUUCAUAUGGAGACCAGGAUAGUUGUCCCUAAAGAACAGAAGUUCAGUUCUGCAAAGCCACAAAAGAGUGCAGAGGAUGAAUAUGAGGAGAUGCUUCAGAUAGCUAGAUCUCCUAAAGGAGAGACAGAGCCAUUCCCUGAGAUAGAGCUACUUUACGAAGGCAUGGCCAUAGAGGACUACCUCUACGAAUCCCUAGUGGAGGAGCCUGAAGCUAAACGUAGUUCAGCCCUACCGGAGCAGCCCAGUAAAGACCCUGCUAAAGAGCCAGGGAAGAAAGGUUUGAGGUCUCCUGAAGAGGUGUAUGAGGAGAUGAUGCUGAAGAAGAAGGAACUGAUGUUGAUAGAGCAGGAGUUUCAGAAGGUUCAGUCAGCUAUCAACACUCCUAAUCCUGCGAUACAUGUUACUGCACCAUCCUCUGCUGCAGCUGAGAGCUGCAAAGUUGGUGAGGCCAAGGGGGAGAAGCCUAUGUUAGAUGCUGGUUCUACCUACGUUAAGAGGAAGAAACGUCCUGCUCCACCACGGCCCUCUGAACCUCCUAAACGGCCAACAGUUCCUCAGGAUAUGACUAUGAGGAGGGCUCUUUUCCCCAUACCGGACUUGAAGAUCACCCAGUGUUCCUCUGGAGAGGAUGAGACGGAUGAUAGUCUAAUAGAGGAGUAUGGAGUGGGAGUGUCCUCUGAUAUUACCCCUAGUGAUGAGUCUGAGACACCAACAACAGAGGUAGCUGACAUUGAACCCAUCACUUUGUUGUGUGAGGUUUCCUCGGCUAAAGCUACUUCAGCUCCUCUCUUUGCCCCUGAGAAAGUUCUAGCCCCCAGUACGACCACCACACCAUCACAGGUCUCUCCAGUAUCCCUGCCAACCUCACCAGCGACUCCAGACUCAAGUCUAGGCUCCAACGCUACGUCCUCCACCUCGUUCCAAGCUCAAAGUCCUCUCUCUUCUGACUCUACUGCAGUGUGUACUCCGACACCAGACCUGGCCAAAGCAGCAGCUCCCUUUGCAGCUCAGCCGCCUGCUGAUAUCGCCCCUCCUUCUAUCGCUCCCAUUAUGGCUGUUUCUCCAAGCACAGUUUUGGUCACAAUACCAGAUCUGGUGACAGAUCCAACCCAAGCACCAACACCAGCUACAACUACAGCCGAUGCUACAGCUUCUCCAGCCCAAGCCCCAGCUCCUGCCUCAACCCCUGUCUCAGCACCUGCCUCAGUGAUAGUACAGAUACCUGAUCCAGUUGUAGUCCAAAUGCCAGACCUGGUUACAUCUCCAUCCCAGAUGUCUGCUCAGGUUCUACCUUCUGUGCAGGUCACAGCACCAACUCCAGUACCAUACCCAGUACCUUCUCAAGCCCCAUCUCCAGUCUCAGCUGCUCCCAGUGCAGUGCCAACUCCGGCUUCAGUCUCUGCUCCAACUCCUGCCCCAGCUCCAGUUGUAG